Molecule: messenger RNA, 717 nt
Organism: Aspergillus udagawae
Lineage: Eukaryota; Fungi; Ascomycota; Eurotiomycetes; Eurotiales; Aspergillaceae
Exons: 1
Coding region: 1-717 (238 amino acids)
Source: RefSeq, a predicted model, not a curated record
AUGGAGCUCGCAAAUAUCCCCCAUAUCAAUCUCCUCUGCAUGGAAGAUCACUUCAUCAGCGCCUUCCAACAUGCUCUAGCACAACGCUGGCCCGAAACCAGCACCACCCCAAAACCGACCAUCACCAUCGUCAACACCUCCCUCCGCCAAGUCCCAUCCAGCACAAAGUUCGACCUCAUCGUCUCACCAGCAAACUCCUACGGCUUCCUCGACGGCGCCUUCGACGACGCCAUAUCCCGCGCCUUCUGCCCCCCAAAGCACCCCUACGAUACCCUCACCCAGGCAGCGCAGAGAGUUCUCUACGAGCGGUGGAGGGGUUUCGCACCUCCAGGGACGUGUACUCUCGUCCCCUUUCCGGAUAAACUGAUUGGGGAAAAUGAAUGGGGCUGUCGCUGGGUGGCGAUUUGUCCGACGAUGCGGUCCCCGGAUCGGGUCAACUGGGACCGGGAGGUUGUGUACGAGUGUGCGUGGAGUCUGCUGUGUGAGGUUGAGGGGUGGAACCGAGGUUGUAAGAGAGAAGAGCGGAUUGAGUCGGUUUUGAUUACCCCACUGGCGACGGGGGUCGGAAGAGUGAGUGCGGAAAAGUGGGCGGCGCAGUUUGUGCUGGCGAUGAGGCACUUUGUCUAUGCAUUACAGAGGCCGGAGAGAUUGGCGGCUUUUGGUUGGGGAGGUGUGAUUAGGGACGUUGAGGAGGUGAAGACGACGUGGGAGUUGUAG